AUGGCGUCAACGACAGUCGCCGAACCACUCGACCUCGUCCGACUCUCCCUCGAUGAACAAGUCUAUGUCAAGCUCAAGGGCGACCGAGAACUCAGAGGACGUCUUCACGCUUACGAUUCACAUUGCAAUAUCGUCCUAGGAGACGCGGAAGAAACCAUCACACUGGUCGACACAGAUGAAGAGACACGGCAAGAGACUGUCCGGACGGUCAAGAAGCACUCUGAGAUGAUGUUUGUGCGUGGUGAUUCAGUGACCAUCAUCUGCCUUGGGUCCGCGCAGUAG
This is a messenger RNA of Protomyces lactucae-debilis, 282 nucleotides long. RefSeq names its product putative U6 snRNA-associated Sm-like protein LSm3. The transcript has 4 exons. Lineage: Eukaryota; Fungi; Ascomycota; Taphrinomycetes; Taphrinales; Protomycetaceae. Bases 1 to 282 code for a protein of 93 amino acids. Gene Ontology annotation, molecular function: RNA binding. Gene Ontology annotation, biological process: mRNA splicing, via spliceosome; P-body assembly. Gene Ontology annotation, cellular component: P-body; U6 snRNP; precatalytic spliceosome. The record is from RefSeq and is a predicted model, not a curated record.